Molecule: messenger RNA, 1603 nt
Organism: Entelurus aequoreus (snake pipefish)
Lineage: Eukaryota; Metazoa; Chordata; Actinopteri; Syngnathiformes; Syngnathidae
Gene: slc25a16
Product: solute carrier family 25 member 16
Exons: 10
Coding region: 148-1131 (327 amino acids)
Biological process (GO): transmembrane transport
Cellular component (GO): mitochondrial inner membrane
Source: RefSeq, a predicted model, not a curated record
GUCACGUUACGUCACCAACAUGCGCCCGUCAACAUAGAGAGCCGUCAAGAGCGAAGGGCAGCGUCCUCCUGUCAUUACCUGAGCAUUGGGAGUGUUGUGACCACACAUUUGUCAGUUCUGAAUGCAGUGGAUGUGGGAACAGCCAGGAUGACAUCGGUGGCUGUUGCCUCCACACCUCCAGCCAUGAGCAGCCCUCCAGCCAGCAAGGGGGACUACUACUGGCUCCGCUCCUUUGUAGCAGGAGGUGUUGCAGGAUGUUGUGCAAAGUCUACAAUCGCUCCUCUGGACAGAGUGAAGAUUCUCCUCCAGGCCCAGAAUCCUCACUACAAACACCUUGGAGUGUUGGCCACUCUCAAAGCUGUGCCAAAAAAGGAAGGCUACAUUGGCUUGUACAAAGGCAAUGGGGCAAUGAUGGUGAGGAUAUUUCCCUAUGGGGCAAUCCAGUUCAUGGCCUUUGAACAUUAUAAAAAGAUGCUAAGUACGCGGCUUUGGCUAAACGGGCACAUUCACCGCCUCAUGGCCGGAUCCAUGGCAGGGAUGACAGCAGUGAUUUGCACCUACCCACUGGAUAUGGUUCGAGCCAGGCUGGCUUUCCAGGUGACUGGGGAGCAUCGCUACACUGGCAUUGCUAACGCCUUCCACACCAUCUACACGCAGGAGGGUGGAUUCUUCGGAUUCUACAGGGGACUUACGCCAACCCUCAUUGGAAUGGCGCCUUAUGCAGGUGUGUCAUUCUUCACCUUUGGGACCCUGAAAAGCCUCGGAUUGCAACAUUUUCCGGAUACGCUGGGCUGUCCCUCCUCCGACAACCCAGAUGUGCUCGUUCUCAAAACCCAAGUCAACCUGCUGUGCGGAGGAGUCGCCGGCGCCAUCGCUCAGACAAUAUCCUAUCCCUUGGACGUGGCACGGCGAAGAAUGCAGCUCGGAUCCGCGCUUCCCGACUCGGACAAGUGUGUCUCCCUGCGGACGACCAUAUCCUACGUCUACAAAAAGUACGGCGUGAAGAACGGCUUGUACAGAGGCCUGUCUCUCAACUACAUCCGCUGCGUGCCCUCUCAGGCUGUGGCCUUCACCACCUACGAGUUCAUGAGGCAGGUCCUCCACCUCAACUCGCAGGCUGCCAGGGCCUAAAAGCCUUAAGGAACUUGCUUCCGACGUCUCAAAGCAGGCUCCUCUCGGACUCUCUCCACCUUUCAAUGGUGCAUCUUCACGCCAUAAUGAAGAAGUGACAUCCGCUCAUGAAUUUAUUGGCGUUGCUGAAAGCGUCUUCGAUGUUUGCAUUAUGUUGUUUUUUUUUUUUUUUAGAGAUUUAUACAUUUUGAGUGUUGGUGUAACAGCAUAAUUUGCUGUUUACUAUUUAGUGUCUGUUUCUGAACAACAGGCCUUCAAAAGUGACGUAUUUGGCAGGAAGCUCUUGUGGACUUUUGCCAAUAUCAGCAGUAUAGAACAUUUCACAUUUGCUCACGUGUGCUCAUAAUCAAACAAUAACUUGUAAUAUUUAUAAGUCUUACUUGUCAUGAUUGUUCUAUAAUCGGAUCCUGGAUGAAUGUAGAUCCGAAGUGACUGAUCUGAAAGGAGAAAAUUGCAUAAACUGUUUACCUUU